AACAUCGUCCAAUUUCUCCCAGCAGUCGCAUCCUGCCUGCAGCUCCAUUGCUACCGUUAGCCGGGGCUAAUAAGGGAGUAGCAAGUCGUUUUUUACACAGGGAAUUUCAUUUUCAUGUACCUACAUUAUGUUAUUUAACUAAGCAGUUUGUUUGGGAAAAUGAAUUUGACUUUUUUCCGCGGCGCGGCGUCUUCUGGAAGAGAAAAUUCUCCCUGUAAAGUCAGUGUUUUUUCGCGGCGACCUCGGUAGCCGACCGGGUUUAGCAAGUCAGUUUUGGUAACCGAUAGAUUCAUCUGUCCGCCUCUGCUGCUGCUCUGUCGGGGGACAAAAUCAGUCAGAUGUUGGACGGUGAAAACAUCAUCGGAACUCUAACAUUUUUACACCGAGUUGCGAAGUUGAAUUACCAAGGUGAACAUCUUUCGAGAAAGAGCCAGCAAUAAUAAUAAUAAGAGGAGGAGAGCGAGAGUUUGGAUCUCGCACCGAAGGAAGAGAACCCGGAGAGAAGAAGGGACGCUAGGGGAAGAAAAUCCUGAUGCCCAGUGAUGGCAAACGAGCCGAUUAUCCUAAAUGUCUAUGAUAUGUACUGGAUCAAUGAGUUCACCAGCUCUCUGGGCAUCGGAGUCUUUCACUCAGGGAUUGAGAUCUAUGGAAGAGAGUUUGCCUAUGGCGGACACCCGUACCCAUUCUCAGGGAUCUUUGAGAUUACACCAGGUGAUGCAACUGAGCUUGGCGAGACCUUUAAGUUCAAAGAAGCUAUUGUCCUAGGAAGCACAGACUUCACAGAAGAGGAUGUGGAGCGGAUCGUGGAAGAGAUGGGGAAGGAGUACAAAGGCAACGCCUACCACCUCAUGCACAAGAACUGCAACCACUUCUCCUCAGCACUGUCGGAGAUCCUGUGUGGCAGGGAGAUCCCUCGCUGGGUCAAUCGCCUGGCCUACUUCAGCUCCUGCGUGCCAUUCCUCCAGAGCUGCCUGCCCAAAGAGUGGCUGACCCCAGCUGCCUUACAGUCCAGUGUGAGCCAGGAGCUCCACGGAGGCGAACUGGAGGAGGCAGAGGAUGCCGCCGCCACAGCCUCCCUGGCCUCCAUGUCACCCUGCUCACCUUCUUCGUCCUCCAGCCCAUCCUCCUCCUUGCCUCGUCACUCUCGCCACCAGCCCCGCAGGUAGAGGCUGCAUGGCAUGCUGAGAAACUCUGGGCUGGACUUGUUACAUUGGCAGCCAGGUAACAGAAAACCUGCUGCAGUUGAUGGAUCUAUCUACAGCCAAAGGUCCUGUCAGACUUAUCCUCGCGCAUGGUCGGGUGUCAGCCAAACACUUGAAGAAAUCCUGAGCAGGGAAAUGCUUAUUGCUGACAAAGACGGGAAACCUGUGGUCAUCGCUCUCAUCAAUCUGAGAUUUUAACUUUUUCACAUCGAAUAUGUUUUCAUUAUUUUACCUGCCAAAUUCCUUCAUGUGUUUACCAGCCACAUCCAAACUAUACCAGUGCUUUAUUUAUCAGUGGUGUUGAUCCUCACCAAAAGGGUAUGAUUUAGGUUUGUUAAGGCUUAUGGCUGUGUUAAAAAUGUCAGAGGACUGCUACAAGAAUUAAAAGUGCUGGAUGCUCUGCCUUAUACUUUUAAGUACAGCAGGUCUGUGAGGGGAUUUUAUUGUCUUGAGCGACCUCCCAGUUAUUGGUGGUUUUAAAUGUCCAGGAGCUGAGCGCUGAUAUCAUUUGAUCUGUGGCUGGUAAAUGUUUCCACUGCCGCCUGCUGUGUUUCAGAUCUGGUCUGGGACAGGUGGCUGCUACAAUCUUGAAAGUAACAGGUGGAUUUUGGGAAUUCUUACCCUUUGCCUCAAAUUGCUGGAUCCUCUGCCUUUUAUUUUUUAUUACAGCAGGCUGUAGGUUUGUAAACAGCCUAAACCAGAACUACAAUCAGCUGCAUAGACAAGAACAAACAGAUCCAGAACCACUGUCAAUCCAUAAGACUUUCUUAGCUUCACAGAGACCCCCGCCUUUCUUCUAUGAUGUCAGAUCCUCCCUCCCAUCCUUAAUAACCUCACAUGCUUUGAUUAAAGCAAACUAAUGAAGUGGAUUUACUUAAUAAUUAUGAAGUAGCAACAAGUAUUUCACCACCAAUAAUGUAAAAUGUUUCUAAAUCAUUUCGUAGUUAGGUUCUAGUGAAGGGGGGAUUGAUUUAAGAUGGGAAACAUUUCUUUCUCAGUAGCAGCUGCCAAGGUGCCUUAGAGCACCCACAAGUGUUCUGUUGGUCAACUGUAGAAGACUCCCAGUAGUUUAAAAGCAUAAAGCAAAACGUUUUAUCCGAAAAAAUCGAGGUCCACGCUCACACUUAGGACACAAUGUCAGUCUGCAAUGUAUACAAAUGUGUUUGAAGAAGAAGCGAAGGCAGACGAGCUCUUCUUUAACUGACCUCUCUUCAGCCUGCACUUCUCACAGUCUUUUUCUUCACACUGUGUCCAGUUAGGAGCGACACAACGUGGUGCCGUUUUGAAACAUCGCUGCACAGUUUAGUUAAGUUUGAUUAUCGGAAGGUUAUUGGUGGGGAAAACUUCAUGAUUUACUCAGACAAAUAUAUAUCCUGUUAACAAGGAGACAUAUGCUGCAUAUUGUGUAUUGUCCCAAACAAGAGCCAUGGAUGUUCUGAAAACAUGUUAUGA
Maylandia zebra (zebra mbuna) is the source of this 2654-nucleotide messenger RNA. RefSeq names its product desumoylating isopeptidase 2 (gene desi2). Gene Ontology annotation, molecular function: deubiquitinase activity. Gene Ontology annotation, biological process: protein deubiquitination. The record is from RefSeq and is a predicted model, not a curated record. Lineage: Eukaryota; Metazoa; Chordata; Actinopteri; Cichliformes; Cichlidae.